CUCGCGGAGGAACAGACUGUCACUGUCGCCGCGUGAAACGCCAGGGGCGCCGAGGUCUGUCCCCUCAUCUGUCUGGCUCCAGGGCUCCUCAUCAUUAAUACAAACCGCUAAAGUUAAGGCUAGGUUAGCUAGCAUUUUGGUUAGCAGCGGGACUCCUCAGCCUGACAGUUGACGGCUGCGGUGGGAUCAGAGGAGGAGGAGGAGGAGGAGAGGAGGAGGAGGAGAGGUUCCACACUCACAGAAAACUCUCAUUAGCCAGCUAGCUAACGUCAAGUUGCUGCCUGUGAACUAAGUUGGUCGCCAGCAAGGAGCAACAAAAGGGACUUUGACGGGGCCUUUGUUCAACAAACUGCUGGAGGCCACGAGACGGCGGUGUGACUGCGUCUGCUGAUCCCUGAGGAGCAUGAGUCAUGACCUCAGUGGUACUGGUCGACACUGGUGGGACGGUGGUGGAGUAUGUCGCAGCUGAGGAGGAUCCCCAGCAGGAGGGAGAGACUGAGGUGGACCUGGAGCUUGAAGGUGAGAUAGAGGGGGAGUGUGAAGCUGAGGAGGCCUAUGAAGAAACACAGGACAGAGAGGAGGCUGAGGACUACCCGGCAGUGAUAGUGGAGGAGGUUCCUGGCGCCAGCCUGGCUGAGGAGCAAGGUUACUCAGCCCAGGUGUUUGUGUAUGAUGACGUGGCCUACCUGAUGCAGGAAGUGGGCGAUGAGCAGGAGGUAGAGACAGAAGGGGAGGCAGUGGAGGCUUCUGUCCAUGGCACCGGUGUCCACUGCUCUGAUAAGACCUUUGAGGCUGCGGAAGCUCUGCUGCGCAUGGAUUCACCUUCUAGCCUCAGGGAAGACCGUAGUCCAGAAGCUUUUGUUCCACCUUGCGUUGCGACACCAGACUUCCUUCACGCUGCCAUGCGUCCCGACAUGAUUACAGAGACCGAGGUGGAGAUAUCGACCGAGGAGUGCUUCGAGGAAGGGGAGGAGGAAGAGGAGGAGGAGGAGGAAGAUAUGGUCACCCUGCUUGAAGAGCCAGAACCAGAGCCCAGGAAGAGAAGAGCUGGACGGAAGCCAAAGACGCAUCAGUCAGUUAUUUCUAACAGCUCGCUGGACCUCGGUAUCAAGAAGAAACCACGAGAAGGGAAAGCAGGAAGCACCACCUACCUUUGGGAGUUCCUGUUGGACCUCCUCCAGGACAAGAACACCUGUCCACGGUAUAUCAAGUGGACCCAGAGGGAGAAGGGCAUCUUCAAGCUGGUCGACUCAAAGGCUGUGUCCAAGCUGUGGGGCAAACACAAGAAUAAGCCAGACAUGAACUACGAGACCAUGGGACGGGCCCUCAGAUAUUACUACCAGCGUGGCAUCCUCGCUAAAGUAGAGGGCCAACGGCUGGUUUACCAGUUCAAAGAGAUGCCUAAGAACAUCGUCAUCAUCGACGACGACAAGGCAGACAUGCCCGCCCCCGAUGGUCUGAUCAGCUCAGAGGCCGUCGCAUCCUACGAGCGUGUUCCGCCGCCGCCAGACAUGCUGCAGUCGACCGAGCUGUCGUCCUCCAAGAAGCCCAACAUCUUGCGGGGCGGGAACAGGACCAAUGUGGUCCACACUCCUCUCGCCAUGGGCAGCAAGACAGUGACAGGAGGUGGUGCAGCGAUGGCCGCAGGGAUACCGAGGAUAAUGACUGUUUCAACAGCGCCAGAUGGGAGUCAGACCCAGCAGUCUCACACAGCUAUCAUCUCUACCGCCACUGGGCCCAGGACGGUGCGGGUGGCCAUGCAGGUGCCUGUGGUCAUGACAACAUCACUGGGUCAGAAGAUCUCCACUGUUGCCGUGCAGCAGCCGGCAGGAACAACGGGGGCAGCCGGCCACGCCACCCUCCUCGCCAACACUUCUGCUAUUGGCGCUGCCGCUGGUAACACCAACUCACAACAGAAGGUUGUGAUCCAGACCAUCCCCACCAUGGUUCCAGCCACAGCAGAGAACGGAGACAAGAUCACUGUCCAGCUGGCCAAGAUCAUCACGAUCCCAGCCCACCAGCUCGCUCAGUGUCAGCUCCAGGCCUCCACCGGCACAAACAAGUCCAGCGUCGGGGCUUCCCCAGCCAGCAUCAGCCUGCUAGGAAGCCCCCUGACGGUCCGGGCCCUGGCACCUGUCGGCGUCGCGCCAGGAACGCAAGUGAUGAGACUCACCAUGCCGACACAGACGCAACAACAGACUCUUGUGGUGUCACAGCCGGGAAGCGGGGCCGGCGUGGUAACGGUAUCAACGGCUAAUCAGACGGUGACGGCCCAGCCUCGGAUCAUAAGCGGCAUCAUUAAUGGCUCGGAGCUGGUGUCUUUGGAGAAGCUGAAGGCUGCAGGAGUCCAGGUCCAAGCUGUGCAGGUGCCCGUGACGGUGGCAGUCCAGCAGAACCAGGUGCACCCCAAAACUGUCCAGAACGUCCAAUCGGAGGUCGUGGAUGCUGAGGUUGUUAUCAAACUGGAAACGCCUGAUGUGGCGAUAAAGACAGAAGAGCCCGAGUGUUGAAACACAUCUACCAUAAUCCAUCUUUUCCUUCUCUGCCAGAAAGGGUUAGUUUGUACAUGUCUGGCGUUAUUUUUACUCUUGUAAUAACCAGCAGCAGUCUGUGAGACUUUAAAGACUCCCGAAGGCCUGUUUUUAGUCCUGAACCUGUCAACACAUCUUCCCUAGAACUUAACUGAACUAAGCCGGUCUCCCUCAGAACCACAAUGAAACCUCUGAGUGUCGUGUGCAGAGUUGAAACUGUACUCUGCAACAAAGGAAAUACACACAGACUUUAAAAGAACUUGUUGGGAAAGGUAAAGGGACCAACCUUGAUCACUACAAUUUAUGCCUUCUAAAUAGAUCGUUAUGACUGACUCACAUUGGGGGAGAACCUUGAAAGUACAAGGGGGGGGAUCUGAAACACUACAAAAUGAGGCAAAUAAUUAACUAACCAAAAUGUGAACUAUCAAAUAAAAAAAGACACAGUGCGGGGUGUAAUGACGCUUCUAUGGAGACCUUUUGUUUAUAGUUUUUGCCUCCACAGAUGUUAAAACCAGCAACUUGGUAAUUUUUUUACUUAUCACUGUGCAGAUCAAGUUAGGGUGGUGCUACUUUGAGUCCUAAAAGAGUGAGCGAGAGGGAUAUGGAAGGAUAUCAGACAGAAAGUGGUCAUGUAUGUACGUGUAUACAUACGUGUGUGUGUAUGUAAUAAAAUUUUAUAUAUAUAUAAAAAAUAAUUAAUUACACACACACACUACAGUUUACGGAGUUAAAAGAACAGCCUUAGAUUUUAACUUUUUCAUGUAUUGUCUGAACAGGAAGCUGAAAUUUGUCUUUGUGUUUUGAUACCUUGUACCAAGCACAGUAUUAUUGAAACUAGGGGAACUAAUAUUUGUAUUAUUAGAUCCUCUGCCUCCAUCAGGCUUAAACGCCCAUAUAGAUUGAGUCUUACAGGAGGAACAGAAACGUGUUGAAGAUCAGUGUGCCCUCCAUCGUCUAGGAAAAUCUGUAGGCUUGAAUUUCACACUCUGUUUCUGAGUUAUGUUGUUUUUUUGACAGAUGUUUGCUCUUUUUACAACUGUACACAGUCUGGCUGCAUGGAAAUGCAAAGAAGUGUGACUGAGCUGAUGCAUGCUGCCAUGUCUUGGGAAAAAAAUAAUCCAAAUAGGAAAGUAUGUAAACUCAGAGGUCAGUAAAGAAAUGAAGCAUAAUUUUAAUUAAAAGAUGUCUGUGAGAAAUAUCAAUCCACUGUCAAUCCCAGGUCACUUUACUUCUCGCUUUAAACAGAGGGCCCAUUUGCUAGUAUGCAUUUUUUUAUUAUUUUUUUUUUACUGCCACUUUGGCCCUGCCCCUACAUUUCAUUAUUUUUGAUCUAAAAAGAGGGAAGAUGUAGAGAAAGAUGUUUGUGUUCAGACUGAACUGUUUGUAUAUUCAACAUUUGAAGUAUAUUCUAUUUUGCUGUACUCUUGUUUCAAAGUGUAUUAGAUUUUACUGAAAUAUAAAAAGAAAUCUGAAUCCA
Molecule: messenger RNA, 4008 nt
Organism: Micropterus dolomieu (smallmouth bass)
Lineage: Eukaryota; Metazoa; Chordata; Actinopteri; Centrarchiformes; Centrarchidae
Gene: elf2b
Product: E74-like factor 2b (ets domain transcription factor)
Exons: 10
Coding region: 411-2510 (699 amino acids)
Biological process (GO): cell differentiation; regulation of transcription by RNA polymerase II
Cellular component (GO): nucleus
Molecular function (GO): DNA-binding transcription factor activity, RNA polymerase II-specific; sequence-specific DNA binding
Source: RefSeq, a predicted model, not a curated record